GUUCUUGGGUGCCGUCCCGUAGCGUCGGUAGAUCACUUCGUUCCUGAAGCUCUCGGAUCGGCAGAUCUAGUAGAAGAGGUUGCUUGCGGAGGUGAUGGCAAGAUCAUCAAGGUCACCGGAGUUGCCAAUCCUGGGCAGGCCUGUUCCAUCCUACUUCGUGGCUCCAACAAAUUGGUUUUGGAAGAAGCCGAACGUUCCUUGCAUGAUGCGCUGUGCGUAAUUCGCUGUCUUGUCAAAAGAAAGGCGCUUCUUCCGGGUGGAGGAGCACCUGAAAUGGAGGUUGCGGUGCAGUUACGUCAGCUUGCACAGAAGCAAAUUGGUGCCAAACAGUACUGCUUCCGUGCGUUUGCUGAUGCUCUUGAAUUGGUUCCUUAUACUCUCGCCGAAAAUGCUGGGCUUUCACCGAUCCACACUGUGACUGAACUGCGUGCUCAACAUGCUAACGGUAACACUGAUUAUGGAGUCAAUGUUAGAAAGGGAUACGUUACUGAUAUACGUGAAGAGAAUGUAGUCCAGCCCUUGUUGGUCACCCUGUCUGCCAUCAAACAAGCUUCAGAAUGUGUCAGGUGUGCCCUCAAUUGUGUUUAUUUAUCACACAUUUUCUUUAUCCGCAUGCAUAAGUCUCUAUGCUCGUCUCACAAAUUCUCCUAUUAA
Molecule: messenger RNA, 654 nt
Organism: Cylicostephanus goldi
Lineage: Eukaryota; Metazoa; Nematoda; Chromadorea; Rhabditida; Strongylidae
Source: the annotation of a GenBank genome assembly